AGAUGCUGCGUCUACCCACAGUGAUGAGACAGAUGAGGCCAGUCAGCAGGGCCCUGGCCCCCCACCUCACCCGGGCCUACGCCAAGGACGUCAAGUUUGGAGCCGAUGCUCGGGCCAUGAUGCUGAAGGGAGUGGAUCUGCUGGCUGAUGCUGUCGCCGUCACCAUGGGACCCAAGGUAGGAGAGGAAGGAGUUACUAUGACCACAGGUUCUGGUAUUGUGGUGCCAAAUAAAAUAAACAAUUCUGUACGAUUUUUAAAUUUCACCCUGAUUUCAUGGAAUGUACGAAACUGCUAUGUAAAACCAAUCCAUUAGUGUUCCACUUUUCAUUUGAAUCUAAUUUCCACCCGAAGAACCCUGUGCACCACAGUGUCUUGUUCCAGGUGCUGUUUCUGGCAGGAACAACUGAACACCAGUGUUACAAGUGUUUUGAGCUGUACCCUUUCCCCCUCCCUUCCUGCAGGGUCGCACAGUCAUCAUCGAGCAGAGCUGGGGCAGCCCCAAGGUGACCAAGGACGGCGUCACUGUAGCCAAAGCCAUCGACCUGAAGUGCAAGUACCAGAACAUUGGUGCCAAGCUGGUCCAGGACGUGGCCAACAACACGAAUGAGGAAGCAGGAGAUGGCACCACCACCGCCACCGUGCUGGCCAGAGCUAUUGCCAAGGAGGGCUUUGACAGCAUCAGUAAAGGAGCUAACCCUGUGGAGAUCCGCCGUGGUGUCAUGCUGGCUGUGGAGACCGUCAUCAAUGAGCUGAAGAGGAUGUCCAAGCCAGUCACCACCCCUGAGGAGAUUGCCCAGGUAACCAAUUCUGUUAAGAAUAUUGAUUGAUCAAAUAAGUCAAUAUUCUUAUAAAUUCAUAUCUAUUCAAUUGAUGCAAAUCAUUCUUGAUUUGAGACAGAUGCAAUAUCUAUAUGUAUAUUCUACUUUAUAUAUUAAGAGAACCUUUUUGAUGGUGAAUGUAACGUUUUCAAUGCUUUCUGUUCUGUCUGCUAGGUGGCCACCAUCUCUGCUAAUGGAGACGUGGAGAUCGGCACCAUCAUCUCCAACGCCAUGAAGAAAGUGGGCCGUAAGGGAGUCAUCACUGUCAAGGAUGGCAAAACCCUUUAUGAUGAGCUUGAGAUCAUUGAGGGGCUGAAGUUCGACCGCGGAUACAUCUCCCCUUACUUCAUCAACACAGCCAAAGGUAAGGUCCCCUGUCUGCCAUGACCCUACCACCAAUCCCAUCUUCUGCUAUUUUGGGGCUUUAAGAUUAAAAGGAACUCCAGCACACUGAUGAUCUUGAUGCUCUACAGAUUUAAUGGGUUUUUAUGAUCUUGAUGCUCCACAUUUGGCCAUUUUGGAGCUUUUACAUGAACCCUCUCCCUCAUCUCUGCCCCUCAGGCCAGAAGUGUGAGUUCCAGGAUGCCUAUGUGUUGCUGAGCGAGAAGAAAAUCUCCACUGUCCAGAGCAUCGUCCCUGCCCUGGAAUUGGCCAACCAGCACCGCAAACCUCUGGUCAUCGUGGCUGAGGAUGUGGAUGGAGAGGCCCUCAGCACCCUGGUCCUCAACAGGUCAGUUCCCUGUGCCUUUAGCACCCUGUGUCUCAGAGUAGCAGUUCUGAUCUGGGAUCAGUUUGGGCUUUUUUUGUAAUUCAUCUUGUUCUGGAGGCAGCUCUGCAGAGUGGUCACUAGCUGGCACAGCCACAGUCAUAAAAUCUGAUUUUAAAUCUAACCUUAUCCACAUUGCUAACCCUAAUGCCUGACCUUAAAUUAAGAUUUUUGUUUUCAUGAAUUAUUACAAUAUAGCCAGUUUUCACUUUGCAGCUGGCCUAUCUAAGGGGAGAUCGCUCAGUUCUGCCUCCAGGACAAGACUCAAGACAAUAAACGUCAACCUGCAAAUUCAUCACGAACCCUCUUAUUAAUCAGAACACAACUUGAGUGAGAUAAAAAUAGGAUACAAGGAGUUUUACUAUGACUUCAACAGUGCACGGCCAGACAAACCAAAUCUCGGGCACUGGGAAGGAACAUUUUUAAAGGGCCAACUUUUGGCAUCGGAAACAUCUUUGCAGUUUAAGCUAAUUUCCUGCAAUACUACACAUUUUGCCAUGAGGCUGAUAAUUUUGCAGUUUUAAAGCUUAAAUUACAGUGCAUUCAUGCAAACACAUUUUGGGGGAAUACAAGACGUAUUGAAUUGAAAAAUGUAUAAUUGGUGGAGUACUCUGGUUACCAGUAUCCCUGUAGGCCUCCCAGUCCCAUGUUGCCCAGGGUUAAGAAAUUGUAUAGAUUCCCAAUAUUUUAUUACACACUCUAAACGUAUUCCGCGGAUCCCACUUUGAGAGCCUGUGUUAUAUUAACCACCACUCUUUCUUUAGGCUGAAGGUGGGACUGCAGGUGGUGGCAGUCAAGGCCCCAGGCUUUGGAGACAACAGGAAGGCCCAGCUGCAUGACAUGGCCGUCGCCACCGGGGGCACUGUAAGAUUACUUUUACAAUAGAACCACCCCAUGGUUACAUUAGUCUAUCAUUACUGUAAGAAAACUUUUACACCAACCACCCCAUACUUGCAUCAGUCCAUUUCGAUUUGAGAAAACAAAUUGUAAAGCAGGAUGUUACAGUGCAGUUCUGUCAUUCCCCCUUCCACACAGAAACAUGUCUCCUACUAUCCUUGUCUGACUGCAUGCCAGGCAGGGACGCCUGGUCUGACACUUCUACACUGGCAUGAUUUGUCAAUUAAUAGAGUUUGUGUAGUCUUGCUUAUCCCAUGGUUGAGGCUUUAACUUGGCCCUGUUCUAAUAUUGGACAGAACAGCACUGCAACUUAUCCUGCUUUACAAUCUGUUCCACUUAAUUUCUACCAGCAUGUUAAAUGUGCAACCAGUGGGGAAAAUAACUCUAGACCACCUUUACUCCACACACAGAGACGCGUACAAAGGUCUCCCUCACCCUCUAUUUGGCAAAUCUGACCACAACUCUAUCCUCCUGAUUCCUGCUUUAUAAGCAAAAACUAAAGCAGGAAGCACCAGUGACUCGGUUAAUAAGGAAGUUGUCAGAUGACGCAGAUGCUAAGCUACAGGACUGUUUUGCUAGCACAGACUGGACUAUGUUCCGGGAUUCUUCCGGAUAGCAUUGAGGAGUAUACCACAUCAGUCACUGGCUUCAUCAAUAAGUGUAUAGUGGAUGUCGUCCCCACAGUGACGUACAUACAAUACCGUUCAAAAGUUUGGGGUCCCUUAGAAAUGUCCUUGUUUUUGAAAGAAAAGCAAUUUUUUUUUGUCCAUUAAAAUAACAUCAAAUUGAUCCGAAAUACAGUGUAGACAUUGUUAAUGUUGUAAAUGGCUAUUGUAGCUGGAAACGGCUGAUUUUUAAUGGAAUAUCUACAUAGGCGUAGAGGCCCAUUAUCAGCAACCAUCAGCCCUGUGUUCCAAUGGCACGUUGUGUUUGCUAAUCCAAGUUUAUCAUUUUAAAAGGCUAAUUGAUCAUUAGAAAACCCUUUUGCAAUCAUGUUAGCACAGCUGAAAACUGUUGUGCUGAUUAAAGAGGCAAUAAAACUGGCCUUCUUGAGACUAGUUGAGGAUCUGGAGCAUCAGCAAUUGUGGGUUCGAUUACAGGCUCAAAAUGGCCAGAAACAAAAACUUUCUUCUGAAACUUGUCAGUCUAUUCUUGUUCUGAGAAAUGAAGGCUAUUCCAUGCGAGAAAUUGCCAAGAAACUGAAGAUCUCGUACAACGCUGUGUACUACCCCCUUCACAGAACAGCGCAAACUGGCUCUAACCAGAAUAGAAAGAGGAGUGGGAGGCCCCGGUGCACAACUGAGCAAGAGGACAAAUACAUCACAGUGUCUAGUUUGAGAAACAGGCGCCUCACAGGUCCUCAACUGGCAGCUUCAUUAAAUAGUACCCGCAAAACACCAGUCUCAACGUCAACAGUGAAGAUGCUGACCUUCUUGGCAGAGUUGCAAAGAAAAAGCCAUAUCUCAGACUGCCCAUCUUAAUCUUUUAUUUUUAUUGGCCAGUCUGAGAUAUGGCUUUUUCUUUGUACAUACUCCAACCAGAAGCCAUGGAUUACAGGCAACAUCCGCACUGAGCUAAAGGGUAGAGCUGCCGCUUUCAAGGAGCGGGACUCUAACCCGGAUGCUUAUAAGAAAUCCCGUUAUGCCCUCCGAACCAUCAAACAGGCAAAGAGUCAAUACAGGACUAAGAUUACCAGGACGUGUACUCCGAGCAUGCGCUGACCAACUGGCAAAUGUCUUCACUGACAUUUUCAACAUGUCCCUGACUGAGUCUGUAAUACCAACAUGUUUCAAGCAGACCACCAUAGUCCCUGUGCCCAAGAACACUAAAAUAAGCUGCCUAAAUGACUACCGACCCGUAGCACUCACGUCUGUAGCCAUUAAGUGCUUUGAAAGGCUGGUCAUGGCUCACAUCAACACCAUUAUCCCAGAAACCCUAGACCCACUACAAUUUGCAUACCGCCCCAACAGAUCCACAGAUGAUGCAAUCUCUAUUGCACUCCACACUGCCCUUCCCACCUGGACAAGAGGAACAUCUACAUGAGAAUGCUAUUCAUUGACUACAGCUCAGCGCCAUAGUGCCCUCAAAGCUCAUCAAUAAGAUAAGGACCCUGGGACUAAACACCUCCCUCUGCAACUGGAUCCUGGACUUCCUGACGGGCUGCCCCCAGGUGGUAAGUGUAGGUAACAACACAUCUGCCACGCUGAUCCUCAACACGGGGGCCCUCAGGGGUGUGUGCUCAGUCCCCUACUGUACUCCCUGUUCACCCAUGACUGCAUGGCCAGGCACGACUCCAACACCAUCAUUAACUUUGCCAACAACACAACAGUGGUAGGCCUGUAGGGAGGAGGUCAGAGACCUGGCUGUGUAGUGCCAGGAUAACAACCUCUCCCUCAACAUGAUCAAGACAAAGGAGAUGAUUGUGGACUACAGGGGGAAAAAGAGGACUGAGCACGCCCCCAUUCUCAUCGACAGGAAAAAGAGGACUGAGCACGCCCCCAUUCUCAUCGACAGGGCUGUAGUGGAACAGGUUGAGAGCUUCAAGUUCCUUGGUGUCCACCUCGCCAACCAACUAUCAUGGUCCAAACACACCAAGACAGUCGUGAAGAGGGCACGACAAAGCCUAUUCCCCCUCAGGAGACUGAAAAGAUUUGGCAUGGGUCCUCAGAUCCUCAAAGUUCUACAGCUGCACCAUCGAGAGCAUCCUGACUGGUUGCAUCACCGCCUGGUAUGGCAACUGCUCGCCCCCCCCCCCCCCCCCCCCUCGCUUUUACGCUGCUGCUACUCUGUUUAUUAUCUAUGCAUAGUCACUUUAACUCUACCCACAUGUACAUAUUACCUCGACUAACCGGUGCCCCCGCACAUUGACUCUGUACCGGUAACCCCUGUAUAUAGCCUCCCUGCUGCUCUUUAAUUAUUUGCUUUUUUUCUUAACUGCAUUGUUGGUUAAGGGCUUGUAAGUAAGCAUUUCACUGUUGUAUUCGGCGCAUGUGACAAAUUCAAAUUUUAUUUGAAAGUGCACCGUCCAUGCCACUCUUGAAAGAUGGAUGCCAUUUUUAAAUGUUCAAUUAGGACCAAUGUAUACCAGUUCAAAUCCUGCCAUUUACUGACAUCCCUCUUCCUUCUCUUCCUUAGGUGUUUGGUGAUGAGGCGGUGGGCAUUGCCCUGGAGGACAUCCAGGCCCAUGACUUUGGCAAGGUUGGCGAGGUGUCCGUCACCAAGGACGACACCAUGCUGCUGAAGGGGAAGGGAGACACUGCGGCCAUCGAGAAGCGCCAGGCAGAGAUCAUUGAGCAGCUGGAGAACACCACUAGCGACUACGAGAAGGAGAAGCUCAACGAGAGGCUGGCCAAGCUGUCUGACGGAGUGGCUGUGCUCAAGGUCAGUCAGGGCAGGGGUCAAGGGGGAGUGGGUCAGAGGGGAAGGGGUCAGCAGCUGCAUGGAGGGGGACAUAUGAUCGUAGAGGGAAAUUGAUUUGAUUACUUUUUGUCCUUUUAAUGUCCCUGAAUAUUGUCCAGUUUUAGUCUAGGCAAAUGAAAUUAGGUAGGAUGAGUUAAAAUUAGGAGAUUCCUACUCUAAGACAAGAUUUACAGUUGCCAUGCAUGGCAGAGAAAGCGAGUGUCGCUGACUGUUCUGUUCCAGGUAGGAGGAACGAGUGAUGUGGAGGUGAACGAGAAGAAGGACCGUGUGAACGACGCCCUGAAUGCCACCAGGGCCGCUGUGGAGGAGGGCAUCGUGCCCGGGGGUGGCUGUGCCCUGCUGCGCUCCAUCCCUGCUCUGGAUGCACUCGUGCCCAUUAACACUGACCAGAAGAUUGGUAAGUAGAGUUCCUACUCUGGAUCUUUUUACAUUUUUUAAUUUCAUUUAACCUUUAUUUAACUAGGCAAGUCAGUUAAGAACACAUUCUUAUUUACAAUGACGGCCUACACCGGCCAAACCCGGACGACACUGGGCCAAUUGUGCGCCGCCCUAUGGGACUCUCAAUCACGGCCGGUUGUGAUACAGCCUGGACAUCUGCUAAAUGACAAAAAAAAAAAUAAUAGAACCGGGGGUCUGUAGUGACGCCUCAAGCACUGAGAUGCAGUGCCUUAGACCUCUGCGCCACUCGGGAGCCCAUCUUAACCUAACAUGCCAAUAGGUUUUAAUUUGGGCUGUAAAGUUGGACACAUGGGAGUGGUGGGAUAUGUAAAAAUGUAUUUCAAACUUCUGGUCAUAAGUAUUGUAGCUUAACUUGGUGUAUCACUUCCUCUGUCUCCAUAGGAAUUGACAUCAUUAGACGAGCCCUGCGUGUGCCAGCCAUGACCAUUGCGAAGAACGCAGGUGUGGAGGGCUCUCUAGUGGUAGAGAAGAUCCUUCAGGCCGCGGGGGAGAUUGGAUACGAUGCCAUGGAGGGAGAGUACGUCAACAUGGUAGAGAAGGGCAUCAUCGACCCCACCAAGGUAUGGAUGCUUCAGCUCGGCACUACACUGUCGUUUCACUAUCGUUCACCCAGCACACAAAAUAUAAAGACAGGUUCAUUUUUAGUGAUUGGAAAUGUACAGCAGUAAUGUUUGCAAAAGUUAUUUGAAUUCAUACAAGAUUGUAUUGGAUACAAGCGCUCAUUGUGCAAAUGUGUCUGUUUUUAAUAAACAGUUGGAGACUAAAUGUAGUUUACAUGUUGUCAAAUCUAAGCCAACCCUUUGUUUUGCCCCAUAGUUGCACACACGUCUGUUUUGUUGCUAAGCAACCAACCCAUCUAAAAAAAAAAAAUUCUACUCACAUUAUGGUGUAUGCCAGGGUUCUUCAAUUCCGGUCCUGGAGGGCCAAAACACUUCUGUUUAUUAUUUCUACCUGGCAGUUAAUUGCACUCACCUGGUGUCCCAGGUCUGAAUUAGCCCCUGAUUAGAAGGAGAGGAUGAAAAACAGAGAUGGCUCGGCCCUCCAGGACCGGAAUUGAAGAACUCUGGUGUAUGCUUUGGCUAGACUGACAUGGCAUAGACAGAAGUUGGCUGAUAGUGGUAUCACAUGUUCUCUGCUGAUUUUGCUCCCUUUGCCAGAGAAUGUCUGUAUUACAACAAUGACUGAGUGUCUGUCUCCCCCUACAGGUGGUAAGGACUGCACUAAUGGAUGCUGCAGGUGUUGCUUCUCUGCUCUCCACCGCCGAGUGUGUGGUCACAGAGCUGCCCAAGGAUGAGAAGGAGGGUGGCAUGCCAGGGGGCAUGGGAGGUAUGGGAGGUAUGGGAGGUAUGGGAGGCAUGGGCGGUGGCAUGUUCUAAGGCUCACCUCAAAGUGCUGUUUAGACUUAAUGGCAGCGUGGGGCUAGGGGGCAAAUUGUCCCUCCAACCCCCAGACCUGCCCAAACAGACUGGCCAUGAGUUUGUUGGAGCUGCAAAUGGAUAAACCCUACUACUUCUGCUGAUUGUCUCCCCUCCACCCACUCUGUAAAACCGGACCAGCCUCGCCUGUCCUCGCCCAGCCUUACUCCGUCCCUCUACCCACACCUGACUGAGGCUCUGACAGACCUCCCCUCCUCUGUUUACCUCAAACAUAGCAGUCUCAUCAUCC
Messenger RNA from Coregonus sp. 'balchen', 8026 nucleotides. NCBI's taxonomy places the organism in Eukaryota, Metazoa, Chordata, Actinopteri, Salmoniformes, Salmonidae. The record is from the annotation of a GenBank genome assembly.